This is a messenger RNA of Pseudophryne corroboree (corroboree frog), 911 nucleotides long. It is a transcript of the gene SURF2, whose product is annotated as surfeit 2. The transcript has 6 exons. Bases 72 to 785 code for a protein of 237 amino acids. NCBI's taxonomy places the organism in Eukaryota, Metazoa, Chordata, Amphibia, Anura, Myobatrachidae. The record is from RefSeq and is a predicted model, not a curated record.
CUGUCAGUAAUCGCCGUGGAUUUAGACGUCACUUCCGGGGGAGCGAGGAGCUCGUUACACGUGCUGGAAUCAUGGACGUGAUGUCGGAGGAUGUCAGGCAAUUCCUGCGGCUACAUCCAAACCUGCAGCUCAUACCGGAGAGCAACAAGGUCCGUUUUGCCUUAACAGGGCAUGAACUUCCAUGUCGGCUCCGUGACUUGCAGAGCUUCACAGAAGGAAAGAAAUAUAAACAGCUAUCAAAAAUGUCUACAUCCUUCGAUUACAGCACGUUUGAGCCGCAUAUUGUCCCCAGCACUAAGAACGAACAACAGCUGUUUUGCAAGCUGACACUUCGUCAUAUCAACAGACUCCCAGAGCACGUUCAGAGACAUGUACAGGGAAAGCGAUACCUAAAAGCUCUGAGCAAAUAUGAGGAAUGUCAGAAACAAGGUGUGCCGUAUGUUCCUGCCUGCCUUCGAAACAAGAAGAGCCAGCGCCACUCUGGGGGUGAACAGCCAGCGGUGAAGAAAGGACAAUUGUGGGAGCACGACAACAGCGAUUCUGAGGACAGUGACUCGGGGGACAGUAUGAGUGACCUCUACCCAGCCCAUAUAUUUACAAAGAAAAACCAAGAGGGCGAGGAAAAUGGCAAAAGCCAAUCAACUAGCGACGAUGAGAUGGAAGUGGAAGGGAAUUCGCACAAUAAUCAAUGUAAACGAUCCCAGCCGCAGUCUGGACCUUCGCGGAAGAAGCUAAAGUCUCAUCACAAGAAAUCUAAAAACUUUAAGAAGUCCACCAAAAAGUGACCUCCUCGUCUUCCUCACCCUUCUCAUCAUCCUCCUCACUCUCCUCAUCCCUUGCAGCAUGAAGUUUAGUUUGUUAUGAUAAAUAUUUUGUGGAUAACUGAACAAUAAAAUUGUAUUAUUCUUUUU